AAUUUCGCAUAAACUUUGCUGCCCAUUUGCGAAAUUUAACUGCCAAUUACAACGUUCAAAUUUACAGUUGGAAAGUACGCACUUCGCACCAGAAUCUCUCUAACGCACUCACGAUCUUUUUCAGGAAGACGAAAUCGAUUUCUCGAUCCGGUAACAAUUACAAAACCCUAACAAUUCGUCUUUCCCUCUCCGUCUUUCUAUUCGAAUAAUUCAUACUCAACACGAACUUCGUAAUCAAAUGUCGACUACCGGCGAAGGAGACGCCGCCUCCACUUUUUCAUACGAAGGCGGAGGCGGAGGAGCGGGGGGGAAGUUCCGUGAAAGACCCUUCCGGAGAAUUGAAGAGAGGACGCCGUACGAUCGCCCCGUCAAUAACCUCCGUGGAAUCACCGCCACCACCCCGAACGAAAAUAGUGGGAGUUGGUUAACGAAGCUUGUCAUGGACCCCGCUUCAAAUCUCAUUUCCUUUGGCGCCAACCGCUUCUCCUCUGUUUUCAGUAAACGCCUCCCCGCUCCUCCUCGGCAAGAACCAGAGGCGAAUCAUGAAUUGAGUGGUGCAUUUCAAGGGACAGUUCCUGAGAAUCAAUCUGGAGGACAAGAACCUGCAAGUGGUAAUGGCAGCCAUCUAAUAAAUAGUUCUGUCAGUGGUGGGAUCUCUGAGCUUGAACAAUUGUUAAAGCAGAAGACCUUUACCAGACCUGAGAUUGAGCAUUUGACGGAGCUAUUGUGUUCAAAAGCUGUAGAAGGUCCUGCGAGUGAUGAUGGGAAAACGAUAGAUGCAUUGCCAAAGCUGCUGACGGAUGUUGAAAGGAAUCAACAAUAUUCAAGUGCUUCACUGGAAAAAUAUAAAAUUGAGGAUAGAUCUCAUGGAGUCAUUUCAACUCCUGCUGUAUGUUCAAAAGUCCUUGAGCAUGAGAUUGCUUCUCCUGCUGAACUUGCAAAAGCUUACAUGGGCAGUAGGCCUUCAAAAUUAUCACUGUCAAGGUUGGGGAUGCGGAACCAAGCUGUUACAGAAGGCUCACGGUUGCUAAGUAAUGUACUAUUUACUCCAAAAUCACCUGUCAAGUCAUUCACAAGAAAGAAUGCUGUUAACCUUGAGGUUCUCGAAUAUGGAUCUGUAACCCCAAGAUCUCGAGGCAGAUCAUCAAUAUACAAUAUGACUCGUACUCCAUAUUCCAGAGUUUAUCCAACCGACUUACAUAAGGGAACUGGAUCCGCUCAUAAUGGUUAUGGUGGGCCGUCGUCAUCAUCUCCGUUUGCAAUGGAGCAUUAUCGACUAUUUGGGCCUAACAAAUUGACCCUAAAACGCAGGAGUUCAAUGUUAGAAGAUGAUCUCAGUUCCGUUGGUCCCAUACGGAGAAUCAGACAGAAACCCAGUCUUUUAUCUCAUAGAAGUCCUCUUUCUGAUAGUGGAGUGGAGAUUAAUUCUGAUACUGCACAAAUAUCUUUGAAGCAGAAACUUCCAUUAGAGGAUGAACCAAGGCAUAAGAUCUCAAAAACUGUUGGAGGAAAUGAGGAUAAAAGCGCUCCAAGUACCAGUUAUACUCCCGUCCCUGCUAAGUCGAGGGAGAUUGCUGCUAGAAUAUUGCAGCAUCUCGAAAAGUUGACCCCAAAGGAAAAAUCAUCAGAAUCCAAGCCAUCUGCUGCAUGGGAUAAAUCACCUUUGAAAACGAAACCAAUCAAGAUCCAGGAUGGCCAUAAGUUGGAGGGUUGUGUUCAUGAUUCUACUUCACAAAAGCAAGUGGAGGUAGAAGAAAAUGACCCAAAAGAGUCUGUUGGUCCACAUGAAAAGUUGACUCCCGCAGUGAAUAUUGAUACCUCAGUAUUAGUAAAAGCUUUCAGACCUUUGGUUGAAACUACUGAUUCUCUUCUUAAGACUUUUGCAUCUCAACCUCCUCAAAAGAGGCAAGCCUUUGAGAUGAGUGCACAUGAGGAUUAUUUGGAGCAGGAUGAUUAUAGAGAUUCUAAUGGGAUUGCACCUCAACCAUUAGGUGAUAGGAGAGAAACAGCGGAGGUAGCUGACAAUGAUGGAAAGCCUUCACCUGCUGAACUGAAAUUGGAGAAAACCACUAUUCAGUUGGAAAUGAAGUCACCUUCAGGUCCUCUGUCUAGCAAAAUCAGCGAUAUGGAAAGUUCUGGGGUAAUCAUUGUUGGAAAAGAAAGCACUGCCUUUGCCUCCACUGCUUCCCAGGUACCAAGCACAUCCUUCCAAUCAACCUUGCGUCCUCAAUCAGUGUUCAAUUUUGACAAUCCAAAGGAAGUGAACAAUUCCCCAUCACUUGCGAUUUCAUCCUCGCCUUCUGAAUUAUCAUACAGAAAACCAAUUACUUGGCUGGAAUCUAAACCAGAAAGUUCAAGCAGCUCGGUAAACCUUCUUUCUACUGCGACUGGCGGUCAGCAAAUAAUUGCCGAGUCAAACAAAGGUGAUGAUCAGAAUAUGCAAGAGGCUGGCUGCGCAAUUGGAAAAUAUGAAACUGUUUCUUCUGUUGCAUCAAAUGGAUCACUUGUUUCCAUCUCUCCUGCCUUUUCAUUUACCCCUUCUACCAGCAUUGCAAACUUCAUGCCCAGUUUCACUGCUGCCUCCAGUAGCUGUCAUUUUGGGUCUAAUGUGGAGCCUUCACCCGUUAAUAAGUUUGGUAUUUCUGCUGAUCCAUCGACUGCUGUUUCGGCAUCAUCAACUUCCAAUAUAUCAGAACCAGCAAUUUUCCAAUAUAAAACAGAGGACAAUAAUAUUUUUGGCAGCUUAAGUAAUACAAGCUCUAGCGUUUCAUCAUAUGCGGUAAGCUCUGGAAGUAACACUUUUGGACUUGGUUCUUCACUUGCAUCUUCAACGGCAAAUGGUCAGUCUCAGGGUUCUUUUCUUGCUGUUGCCAGUGGAUUUUUGACGUCCUCCAUUGGAACUGUCUCACAGAGCACACCCAUUCAGUUUGGUACAUCUGCAUCAUUAUCGUCCGUCAAUAUCUCUAGCAGUACUUUAUUUGGUUCAUCCACUGUGAGUUCCCAAGCAUUAAGUCAAAAUAGUAGUUUCGGUUUUAGUUCAAGUUUGGCUUCUGCAUCAACUGCCAAUGGAAUUGGCUCUGGAAAUGAGCCAACAUCUAGUCUGUUUAAAUUUGUAGGAAGUUCUUCAGGCGUCAAUGCAGUUAGCUCCAGCAGUGGUGCAACUGGCUUAUCUAGCGUUGGCGCCAGUUCCUUCUCUUCUGGGGCUGACGCCGAUGGUUUUAGCAGUGGUGCCUCUUUUGGUGUAUUCAGUUUUAGUGCCAGUUCUUCAGCUUCUACUCGUGGGAUCAAUGCUGCUUCCAACAGCACCGGUACUUUUGGCAUUAAAUUUGGCGGAAAUUCUUCGGCUUCCCCCAUGUUUACUACAAACACUGCUUCAAUAGUAUUGAAUUCGUCCUCUGGUGCCGCCUCUUCAAGCCCUGCUUUCUCAUUUUCUGCAGCCCCUGCUGCGGCUUCCUCACCUGUAUCUGGUAAUCCCACUUCUCCUUUUGCAAUCUCGUCUGGGGACAAUAAUCAAAUAAAUACUGAAGACAGCAUGGCCAGUGAUCCAGCGAAAUCGUCUGUACCUUCUCUUCCUGUAUUUGGUCAACCUUCCAUCUUGCCUUCAAAUCCAUCACAAGCCAAUCCCUUUCAAUUUGGUGGCCAACCAAACCAACUUGCUCAGGAAAACCAAUCUACGUUCCAGGCAUCAACUAGUCUAGGAUUUAGUUCCAGUGGAAGCUUCUCAUUGGGCAGUAGUGACGGUGGCGGUGACAAGUCGGGUUGUAAGAUUGUUAAAUUUAAUCCCAAUCAGCACAGGAAGAAGUGAAGAAAAUGAAUGGUGAAGCUUUGGUAUGCUUCAUGGACGCCGUUCAUCACUGAGAAGACGAGUUGUUCAGGAAGCCCCCUCCUAGCAUUGAAAAAGGUGUAUUCUUGUAACAAUUUUUCCUUUCAUUUAGUAGAUUUUUGAAAGGCUUAAAAAGUCUCACAAUUUUGUACACUUGUUUGUGUUGAACUCGGAAAAUGAUUGCAAUGUACCAGUAUAGCAAUACUUGUAGAUAUUGGGUCACGGAAUUGUGCAAAAGAUACCAUGUUACAGUGUACUUGUUUGUUUAAACAUCGAGGGAUUGCGUAUAGAGAAAAUAUCCAUUUUCAACUUCA
Olea europaea var. sylvestris is the source of this 4137-nucleotide messenger RNA. Its product is annotated as nuclear pore complex protein NUP1-like. Gene Ontology annotation, cellular component: nuclear envelope. Lineage: Eukaryota; Viridiplantae; Streptophyta; Magnoliopsida; Lamiales; Oleaceae. The transcript has 9 exons. The record is from RefSeq and is a predicted model, not a curated record. Gene Ontology annotation, biological process: nuclear membrane organization; poly(A)+ mRNA export from nucleus. Bases 239 to 3805 code for a protein of 1188 amino acids.